GCUCUUUUCGAAACGCUAACGGUCGUCCUUGCAGCUCUCUCGACCGUUCCGUUUGUUCUCGUCACUCGAUCACUUCGGUUCGUCAGUUGCUUUUCGUCCCUCGAGCUAGUCGUGCCUGCUUCCCGAUCGACAUGAUGCGCGCAACGUUCACUUUCACCUUGUCCACUGUUCUUCUUUUCUUCUCAGCGCUUGGAGAGGGGUCAUCGGCGAGCAGCCGUAUUUUACCAUCGGUUACCGAAUUCUUCGAAGUCCUCCAGGACAACCUUACAGAAGUAACAUGGGAACAUGCCGUCAACAGUCAGGCAGCUCUAAAAGAGGCUCUCAAUUCAAGCGAUAUAAUGAUGAUCGAGGCAGACAUUGUUUUGGGAUACUUGGAGGGAAACUCGACGUUUCAACUUCCCGUGAUGGCGCAUCCACCAAGUAAUACGAGUGAUUUAUCCUUUGAAGAUUUCCUGAAUCAGGUUAUCCAAAACAAAGCUCAUGGAAUCAAGCUCGAUUUCAAAUCACUCGAAGCUUUCAAUGCCAGUUGCACAAUCCUUCAGUCACGCAGGGAGAAUAUGACGUUUCCGGUCUGGCUAAACGCGGAUAUUCUCGACGGACCGGUGAACUCGAGUUUGAUCGGGGAGCCCGUGGAUGCUACGAAAUUUUUACAACUGGCGGUCACACACCUUCCAAAUGCCACGUUAUCUCUCGGAUGGAAGACGAGGUAUGGGACCGACUACAACAUUACCGACGGCAGUUACUCUGAAGCGAACGUUGAGGAGAUGAUAAAGACUAUCAGCAACGUCAGUCUGCCAAUAACUUACCCUAUGCGGGCCGGUCUUGUAGCGAAUAGCUUGAGCGCGAUAGAAAAAUUACUAAAUGAAUCUGCCAACGGGACGACGUUGACUGUUUGGUCAAGCGCCGGCGACAGCGUCGAUAACGAAACGCUUUCCGAUGUGAUUAAAAAGAUAGGCGUAUCCAGAGUCUACGUCGAUGUACCGGAUGAGCUUUGGGGUCGCCUGGAUCUCAAAUCUUCUCCAAGUUCCGGAAUUAAAAUUGGCGCCGUCGCUUUCGGCACGCUCUUAGCUGCAUUUUUGUUUGCCAAGUUCUUCUGAACGCUCGACAUGGAAUGCGACAUAUAAUCGAGAUCAAGUUCUAAUUCACGUCACACAUUCUCAGGUUGCAGAUAAUCGAUUCGAGUCUGCAGAUUUGCACAGUAUUUACUUGCUGAUCAACUGCGAUGUAUUUAAUGCAGUGAGAACUGAUGCAUUUGAGGAUAACUCUUUGAGUCUGGUUUGAAAAUAUUUUACACUAAUGAUUAAAUCAAACGGACUGCUCAUUCUUCUAUUACAUUUCUUAAGUCUACUGCAAAAGAAUGAUGAAUUAAUUCGUCGACCAAUUACUUUAAACACUUAAUCAAGUCUCACUGGAAAUUCCACAAAUGUGUAAUAUAAGUGUCGAAGCAAUGAAGUGGUAUAAAGAGGAUCAGAAUUCGCAAUAUCUCGAUUUUUUUAUGGCGAAUAUUCGGUAGUACCUGACACGUAUUGAUACAUCUAUUUCAUUACUGCUCGGCGACAUGUAAAGAAACAUUGCAUUUAUAUAAUUUGAAUAGAAAAAAUAACGAUAAAAAAAAAACUUUGUGUUUUUAGUCAGAUUGAAGGUAUAUAGUGGCUAUUCUUAAAAUUUUCGUCUUUUUAUUACUCGACAAAUUUGUAUGAUAUUUCGAUUUAAUCAAAAAAUCUUGCGCAUCGAUACGUUCAACUUUAUUCAGCAUCACAAAUUUCGUGUGCAUCGUAAUAUCGUAAUUGUGAUUGUACAAUGCACAUACACACAUUCUAUUACGAGACGCAAAUAUAAAACCAAGACAAGAAAUAUAUGUUAUACCUAAAUUACAUGAUCUAAUUUUAGUAGAUAUUAUAUGUUUAAUCUAUACACAAAAGUGCUUUGUUGACGUUCUUGUCGCACAUGUGAUUUAUAUUUACUAUAUUACUUAUAAGUUAAUAAGUGUAAUAUGUAUAAGGUUGAUAGCGUACGCGUGUAGUGCUAUGAAUUAUUUUAUACCCUGUAAUUAUGUAACUAGAAUAAUCACCAAAGAUUCUUUCCUCUAAUUGUAAUAAGUGUCUGCAAAUAUAGACGGCAACACUUUUUCACCGUAAUUGUCUUCAUCUUUUGACGGAUAUGAAGUAU
Messenger RNA from Diprion similis, 2169 nucleotides. RefSeq names its product protein FAM151B. Bases 132 to 1097 code for a protein of 321 amino acids. The record is from RefSeq and is a predicted model, not a curated record. NCBI's taxonomy places the organism in Eukaryota, Metazoa, Arthropoda, Insecta, Hymenoptera, Diprionidae. The transcript is spliced from 5 exons.